AUGACUUGCUGUGAAGGCUGGACAUCCUGCAAUGGAUUUAGCUUGAUGGUUCUAUUGCUGUUGGGAGUGGUUCUCAACAUAAUACCGCUAGCCAUUCACAAAUUUCAGAAUGAUGAGCAGUUUCCAAACCCCAUAUCAUGCUUUGAGUGGUGGUAUCCUGGAAUCAUAGGAGCAGGUGCCUUGGCCAUUCCAGCAACUGAUUCCCUGGCUGCAAGAAAAAGGGCGUGCUGCAACAACAGAUUAGGAAUGAUUCUGUCAUCUUUCUUGAGUGUGGUAACUAUUGCUGGUGCUCUGUACUGUAUUUUGGUGUCUAUACUGGCUCUUUCUGAAGGACCUCUCAUUUGCAACUAUGAUGGCAACAGCACAGUCAACUGUGAAUUUUCAAUGAAAAACUUAAGUAACAUUCAUGAUCAAUUGAAUCACCCAUUCAAACUGCAGUGGUUUUACAGUACCUGUGUGCCUGAUCUCUCCAACAAUUCUGGCCUCAAUUAUGGUACAACAAUUUCUCAGAAAACAAACACCGUUAGCUCUGAAGAAAACAAGCAUAAGAUUAUUCACCUUUCAGUAUUUAUUGGUUUACUUUUGGUUGGGAUUCUUGAGAUCUUAUUCAGUGUCAGUCAGAUAGUGAUUGGAUUGUUGGGAGGUCUCUGUGGAGUUUCUAAGCGGAGAAGUAGACAGACAUGGCGAUAACAUGGAAGCAAGGACAGUCUCUCUCUCUCAAGAGAUUUCCAUUUUAAAGUGGCAAUAUAAUCCUUCAGAUAUCAGUCAACCACAUGAAACUGAUGUAAAUGUCAUUUUUAAGUCAUAUUUUGUUUCAUUUUCAAAGCUUUCAAAAAAUGGUUUCUCUAUGUGGUCAUUGUUUAAAGACAAGAAAUGCAGUAUACUUAUUGAACAAAAUAAACUAGAAUUUUAGUUUUUAAAAUGUUCUGCCUGGAACCAGAAGAACAUUGUAUACAGUAACA
Messenger RNA from Phascolarctos cinereus (koala), 962 nucleotides. It is a transcript of the gene TM4SF20, whose product is annotated as transmembrane 4 L six family member 20. The record is from RefSeq and is a predicted model, not a curated record. Gene Ontology annotation, cellular component: membrane. Lineage: Eukaryota; Metazoa; Chordata; Mammalia; Diprotodontia; Phascolarctidae.